Molecule: messenger RNA, 2773 nt
Organism: Sphaerodactylus townsendi
Lineage: Eukaryota; Metazoa; Chordata; Lepidosauria; Squamata; Sphaerodactylidae
Gene: TC2N
Product: tandem C2 domains, nuclear
Exons: 14
Coding region: 734-2212 (492 amino acids)
Cellular component (GO): nucleus
Source: RefSeq, a predicted model, not a curated record
CAUUUACGGAACCCAACCGAGGCGAGCUUUCAGUAGGAAAGAGACCUUCGGGGACCCCUUUGGCGCAGGCGCAAGAAAAAGCAGCGCGUCUUUGCAAACUACGUGGCCGGAGUAUCCCCAACAGACCAAGAGUGCAGAGUUCGGGAACGGGUUACCAGCGGCUUCAAACUUUUUUGUUGUGCCGGAAAGGAGCCACUAAGACCCUUGAUUGACAGCAAUGCUCUUGGCGAAAGUGGGCCUUACUUCUGAGUAAGCACAUGUGAAGGAAAGGAGCAGAAUGGGCCACGCUGUCGGUAUGGAAAGCAGGAGGCGGCGGCAGCAGCCCCAGGCGUAACCGCGGGACCUUUUCAAGCGGCAGGGACAUCCCGGCUGAAAGUUUGCAGGUGGAGUCGGAGUGUGAGGCGGGGCGGUUCCCUUCGGGGGCGGAGCUGGGAGCGUCUGCCUGGAGGGCUUGGACUUCGCUGCGGGUGGCUCUUUUGCUGCAGGACCGGCCUGGAGGAAGGCAGGGAUGGAGGAGGAAGGGGACUGAUCGACGACGGCCCCUUGCUCAGGAUCUGAGCUGCUGAAAAGGAUGCCAGACCCUGGCUGGAAGAGGGCCCUGACUCUAACCAUUAAACAACUCUGGCUUUUGUCGGUGGCUGCUGUUGAACAGUCGUGAGCAGCGUGGUCUGGGCCUGAUUUUUGCCUUUUGGUUCCUUGGCUGUAUGGAUUUCGGCUUGCAUUAGAAACAGUAAUGGCAACAGAAUUCAUCAAGAACUGCUGUGGAAGUUGUUUGUACCUUGGCAAAGAAAAGCAUGCCUCAUCUCUGGAGAAAGACUCUGAAGUUUCAGCCAAAUAUACAUUAGAUGCUAUGGAGAAACCUCCUUUAUCAUCUGUGUCAGUGAAGCCGCAGGUUGGCUGCUCAGAGGAUUAUCUCCUUUCCAAACUCCCGCCAGGGGACAAGGAAGUACCCUUCGUCAUUCCACAAUUCAAGCUUGCUUACAUUCAGCCCAGGAACCUUGGUAGUUCUUCUCACCUCACAGGAAUUCAAGGUUCUGCUAUAACAUCAUUUGUUGACCGGAAGACAGAACUUUCCACUGUGUACAAGCAAGGGCCUCUCUUGGAUGUGGUAUAUAACCCAUUCUUCAUGCAGCAGCACCCACCUCCUUCCCCAGAUUUGAUUAGAUGCCGUCUGGAAAAAUCAGACAAUGGAAGACUGUAUGGGUCAGUUUGUGACUUAAGGAGUAGCACAUUGCCUAACUCAUCCACUUUAAGCCAUUCUAUGUUUGAUCUUACAAGUCCUCCCCACCGAUUCAUGCAGAGAUACGAUUCAGUUUCCAGCGUUCCGAGUAGCACUUCAUCGAGGAAGGAUUCGCAAGGUAGUAACAGGAGUCUAGAUACCAUUGCAUUAUCAAGCGAUGAACGAGAAUUUGGCAAGCUGAAUGUGAAACUGUGGUAUGUUCCUUCCGUGGAACAGAUCUGGAUUACAGUCUUACAAUGUAAAGAUCUGAGCUGGCCAGCUAGCUGUGGAGAAAACCCUCAUAUUUCUGUCAAGGGCAUCCUUACAUUGUCUAAACCAGUGCAAUUCAAAUGUGUGGCCAAAGAAGCUUCCAGUGACAUGGAAUUCAUGGAAACCUUUGUCUUUGCUAUCAAACUACAACUCCUGCAGACUGCAAGACUAAUGUUCAAAAUACAAGCGGUGACUCCCAGAAAGAAAACCAUAGGAGAGUGUGCCCUGCCACUGCGAGAGCUCAGCACACAAGAAACCGAUUAUUGGUUAAUAAUAACACCUCCUUCCAAAGCAUCAGUGUGUUCUGCAGAACUGAAAAUAGGUACCUGUUUUCAAGCAGUAAAUAGCCGGAUCCAGUUGCAAAUUCUUGAAGCCCAGAACCUCCCAAGCUCAUCCAAACCAUUAUCUUUAAGUUUCUUCGUGAAGGCUGCAAUGUUUAGUGUUGGAGGGCUGGUUGACAAAAAGAAGACCCGCCUACUGAAGUCUACCAAUAGUCGAGUAAAAUGGGGCGAAACGAUGAUCUUUCCAGUGAGCCAGAAUGAGCAAGGGGUUAACUUUGUCAUCAAACUAUACAGCAGGAGCUCAGUGAGAAGAAAACACUUUCUAGGACAGGUGUACCUAAGCGGUGACAGCAACAGUAAUGAAGCUGCAGAUCAGUGGAGAGACACCAUGGCUAACCCAGAAAAGGUUGUCAUCAAGUGGCAUUACGUAUCUCCAGCAUGAUGCUGCUAUGUGGGCAAUAUUUUCUUGCUAGUGAAAUGGACUUGGCUCAAGAAGGCUGCUGCGCUUAUUUGAAAUGAACAAGCACUGAAUAUGACAAUGAGGACAGUUGUCACCUGCCUAAACUUUGUAGAAUGCCAUUUCUGGCAAGGAAAAUAAGGCAAAGGAUAAAGGAAUCUGAGCCCUUUUUGCUGAAUGUAAAAGUCACCUUGAGAAGUGGACUAUGGUGGUUUUAUUUUCCAAAAGGAUUUGCAGAUAAAACUAUAUAUUUAUGUUCCUCUUGGAAGAGUUAAAUGUUCCCGGCAAACUGCAUAAAAUGGCAUGAAAGUACUUUCACUGAGGAAGAUUUCCCCUUUUUUGUCAGUUGAAAGCCCUAUCAUAACUGCCACCUUGUUCCAAAACUGUUUAAUAGAUGUUUUAAUAGAUUUCUCCUCAUGAUGAUAGAAUUGUGGCAGACUGAAGAGGGGUGGUUCAUAUUUGUUGGUUAAAACAUCUUGGUUCAAAUAAAGGGUUUUUAAAAAAUAAUUUUGAGGAGUGUUUGUGACUGUAAUAAUACAGCUAGAA